Manduca sexta (tobacco hornworm) is the source of this 4710-nucleotide messenger RNA. RefSeq lists its product as uncharacterized. The record is from RefSeq and is a predicted model, not a curated record. Gene Ontology annotation, molecular function: protein binding. Lineage: Eukaryota; Metazoa; Arthropoda; Insecta; Lepidoptera; Sphingidae.
AUAAUAAGGGUCAUAGGUUUUCACCCGGGAAAGAAAGAGAGUUCCAACUAUUCAUGAAUUAAUUGUAUAACAUAAUAUAGACAUGAAACGCAUGCUAGUGUGGGUUUCCUUAUCGUGUUAAAAUCAAUGUAUGAAGUUAACCGUCUCUCUAGUUUAUUGGUCUCUGUGUUCCAUCAUAUUAGACCCAUAAAAAUUUACCGUAACUUUUCCUACUUUCAACUUUGACAUUGGCAAAAUCAUCGUCUGCCAACGAUGGAGCCACAAUUUAAAAAUUGAAUUGAAUUGAAUGUUCCAUCGCCAAUCACAACAAAUUGAAAUUGAAAUAUGCCUUUCGUUGUCGGCGCUAGGCAGUGAAUUCGUUAUUUGUUUUCAUAAACAUUAACAAAGGAAAAAUAGAAAAAUGGUUGAGCAAGAUAAUACGGAUUCAGUAAUUUCUACCGCUAAUAAAAUAGAUCCCACAGAAUUUGAUGUCACAGUCAGCGCUUUACUAAUAGGUGCCGGCGCAGAAAAAUUUAUCAAAAUAUUUAAAAGGAAAAAUAUUGGCCAAUCCACACUAACUGAACUCGCAGAUGAAGACCUUUUAAACCUUGGAGUAGAUGAUCAAGAACUGAGGCAGCGAAUUCUAGAUGAAAUAAAAAAUUUGCCACUCUAUGAGGAAUUACCAGUAUCAAGACCGGAAAAUAAUCUUGGAGCUAUGGAAAUAAUUGAGAUUCUUGAAGACAGUUCACAACACUUGUACAGAAUAUAUCUAAGCAUGUUAGCAAAUACUUUGGCUUUAAAAAAGGCCAACAAAGUAUCAGAUUAUCUGCUUCACAAAGAGAAAAUCGCCUCAGACAUAUCCCUAUCUACAUUGAGUGAAAUUACUAAUAUUUUAAAUUCAAUGGACAUUGCAUUGCACACUCAGUUCAAGGUUUUGCUCAAAGAGAAAAGUAAUAAAAAAACAAAGAAGCUUAUUGUCGGAACUGUUGGCAGUGCAGCUAUAGCAAUAUUGGCAAUAAUGUUUGUGAAAUCACUAAAACAACUCUGAACAUUUUUCACACCUUACCUGAUAUUAUAUUCCUACGUUUGUCAAUUUAAAAACCAUAUUACGUAUGAUUAAACUUUUCAUAAUUUAUGUCUUACUUUAAUAUUUAUUAUUCCCUGCGUGCUUAAUUUUGUAAAUGAAAUCUUUACUUCUGCAUUUCGUAAACUUGGUAUAGUUCAAAAUAAAUCUAGAAAUCAUUCAUAAGCUGAAAAUAAUGAGGACCGGAUAUAAAUUCCCAUUUCCCAGCUUACACAAUAAAUAAAUCUAAAGGUGACCCAAUUGUUUUGACCUCACCAAUUAAAAAGUGUAAGGUAAAUGAUGGUUGAUCGGGCGGCUGGCGGUGUUUGAGCAACGGGCGUGACGUCACACGCGGGGCGCUCCGGAAGCGGCCGAGCCGUACGCGCCGGCCGGUAGCGGAGUCCCGCGCUCCCUGGACCGACGAUCCUGCUUAUUGUGGUCGAGUGCGCCAAUUGAAUCGCGUGUCCGUUGCUCGCGCCCAAUCGGGACGUGCCCUCUUCGACUUGCCGUAUUUUGAACUUCGAUUUUAUUAUGGCUUUACAUGAAAGUGGCGAUGUGUAAAAAUGAAUAGUUUUAUAUAUAUUUUUAUUGUUCUGUUAUCGAAAACUAUCUGUGCGCAGGAUAUUUUUGAAACCGUGGAAGCCGUAUUAGGACACAGUGCGGAACUCCCUUGUAACGUCACUGCUGAGAAAGAGGAUGACAGACUAACGAUACUAGCUUGGUACAAAAAUAAUUCUUCAACAGCAUUUUACAGUCGAGACCUCCGGGAGGGAGCAGGAAUUACCUCGUCCACGCACGGUGACCGGUAUCGUCUGCUCACUGCGGACUCCCUCGGCCUCGACAAGCUACAAAUCAUCACGGUGCGCCCUUCUGAUGCGGGACUAUACCACUGUUUAGCUGAUUUUGCAUCAAGUCCUGCCCACAAGACGUAUGUCCAGCUUCUAGUCAUUGAACCGCCACGUGUAUUGUGGGUGGUGCAUGAUAAUAGCACAGAAAUUGCAAAGGCGACCGCUGGCGUCAACGUCAGUCGAAAUCUAGGACCUUACUACGUUGGCGAAACUGUUCAUCUUUUUUGUGUUGCUUUUGGAGGUAAGCCUCAAGCCACGCUAUCAUGGUGGACCGAGCAACGGUUAUUAAAGAACACAUCAACUCCGCUGUCGGAACAUCGCGUAAGGAGUGACAUUAUGUACGGGCCUCUCCGACGCGAGGAUCACGGCCGCAUACUCACAUGCUACGCGCAGAACAAUGAGAAAACCGCACCGCUUUCCAUUGACGUCGUCAUUGAUAUGUACUUACCACCGGAGCUGGUGUCGCUGCGCGUGGAAGACGGCGCGUCGGGCAGCGUGCAGGGCCGAGUCCGUGCUGGGGACGCGCUCCGGCUUCAGUGCCGAGUGCUCGGCGCGCGACCGCCCCCGCUCACGUGGCAGCUUAAUGACUCACACCUCUACAAUUUGGAGCAAAACGUUACCAAAGAGCCGUCCCAGAGGUUGGUGGUCAGCGACGUUGUGUUGACUAUAAGCCAAGAGCACGAUGAGUCGCGGAUAACCUGCUGCGCGCCAGCCUAUUUGCGAGGGAAUGACAGCUUUAUAUGUGCACAAGGCCUGCCACUUACUGUUUUAUAUGCACCUAUAUUAAAAAUAGAAGUAGAGGCGGAUGUAGAUAACGGCACCUUGGCAGUUGUCAAAGGUUCGGAUGUAUCAUUGGCAUGCAAUUAUAAAGCCAAUCCAUCAGUGUACCAACUCAUUUGGUUUCAUGAGGAUGAUAUUUUGUCAAACGUGGAUACUGAUAAAAUUCAAGGAGUUCUAGACCUAGUGGACGUUAAGGAAUCUGAUGCGGGCGAGUAUGUUUGUGCUGCGACAAGCGACGAGGGCUCCUCCUACAGCGAACCUCUAAUCAUCGAUGUUACAUACCCAACGUACUGCGAAAACGACGGUACAAUCGAGUACGGUGUAGGAGAAAACGAGUCUAUAAAUUUGACGUGCAUCGUGAAGGGGAAUCCCGAGCCGUCGGCCUACCGCUGGGUAGUAGUCAAUGAAUCCGUUAAUGCCAGUACGCUCCGGAACCAUCCUCACACUACGCUCGAGACGGAAGACAACACUUUAUUAUUUCAACGGCCAAAUGACACUUCGUAUAACACUAUUUUCUGUUGGGGACUGAACAACAUUCCUUCGAAAGGCUCACCACACACUCCGUGCUCUUUCUUGGUGACCGACGAGACAAUUCCACGUCCACCUACAAAUUGCGCAGCAGUAAAAACUAGAAAUCAGGAAAUUAUGGUCACUUGCGAGAAGGGACACGAUGGUGGUCUACCACAGAAAUUUAAAUUUAUUGUAAAGGAAACUGAUUCAGAACAACAUCUAGUAUCAAUAACUAACGUGGAACCAGAGUUCAUGAUACCCGACCCAAAGCAAGAAAAUUACAAAUUCGUUGUAAUAGCUUUUAAUGAUAAAGGAGAAAGCGCUGAAGUGGAACUUGGCCGAGAUGAUAUUAUUAUUGAAAGUGAAGAAACCCGGAGCGCGGUGGCGAACAUAACGACGCUGGCGCUGGCGCUGUGCGGCGGCGUGGCGCUGGUGGCGCUGGCGGCGUGCGGCCUGGUGCUGUGCGCGCACGAGCGCGGCGAGGCGGCGCGCGCGCCCCGCCCGCCCCGCCCGCUCGACGCACAUCCGCCGCUCUGCGCUUACACCACUGAGGAAUCUAAUUGCGAGACGUACCAUGACAGUGAUGAUGGAAGCGAGUACAAUGUGCGGCGCACAGACUCAUUUCGGAAGGCAGUCUCGAAAUACCCUUCAAAGAAUUUCGACGUUAGAAGAACCAGUUCCAUGCAUUCGGCGCGUUACAUGCACGACGUGGAACCAGAAAUGGUUAACAAGUGUCAUGAAAUCCGACGCAAUCCGAAUUGCAGAGUGCAUUCUUUGCAAAAUAUCAGUAGAAAGAGGGAAAUGGAUGCAAUGGGCGAUCACUUUGUUUUGCAUUUACCUCCUGACACUAACUACAACACUCCAAGACCGAUGAACACAUUCUAUACGAUGCCAAGAAAAAUGCGCCAUAAACUAGCAAAAGAACUAAGCGACGAGAAUUCUGAGAUAACACAAUCGGACGGGUUUUCGUUGCCUCCACCUCCCGACGAAUUUGGUACUUAUCGAGCGGCGACGAGAAUCAGAGAUAUACCAAAAUAUUCACCUACUUACACAACGGUUAUUAGAAAAAAUUCCACUGGGAAAGACCCUACAAAAUACCAACAAUAUAGUCCUCAAGUGCUUGCACCAAUGAACACGGUAGGCUUGCCGACCAUUAGUGGAGCACCCAACAGCGUGUAUACUUACUCCGACGAUGACCAUCGAGGGCAUCAGGGCAUGCAGAAUACGGCAGCCACAUCUAGCAACCUACUCUAUCAAACACGCAAUGCUUAGAAAAUCCGGCGUACAAUAAACAACGUGUCAACCCUAUACCAGACUUACGCAAUAAGUUAUUCAAUAAUGUAAGAAAACAAUAAAACAGUAUUCAAUUACAAGUUUUUAUUUACAAAAAUAGAAACCGUAUUUGUACCUACAUACUUAAAUUUUAUUUCCACUCGUAUAAUAAAAAAAAACGGAAAGCAACAAUUAAUUUUUAUAUCACUGCCAUUGUUAUCAUUAUAAUAUGAGAACAGAAUAAAAUAAUGUCAGACU